AUGAAAUGCAAAAUCCUCCCAUCAGUCAAUCGCGAACUCCGCUCGAGAGGAAAACUGGAAAAGGACGUGGCAGGAUUAGGAGGAGGAGUAAUGGUAGUACGCUACAGUACUACAGUAUAAUGCAAAGCCAAUCACAAGCGUCAAAAUAACCUUCUUCUCUCCAAUCUCUCCGUCCCUCUCUUUCGCCUUUUCUUUUCUAUUUCUAAUAAUUCUAAUUUCAGCUUCUAUUAUCGUUUGUAUCAUAAAACAACCGCCUCGAUCCCAGUGAAUAAUUGUAAUUUAAAAGUUGAAGGAACAAAACAGCGGGUGGGGGUUUUAUUUUGUUGUGGCCGAGACAGCUUUUGGGGUUUGAAGAAUGGCAGAGAAAUCAUGUGUUAAGCGCCUUCAGAAAGAAUAUAGAGCACUUUGUAAGGAACCAGUUUCUCAUGUUGUUGCUCGUCCAUCCCCAAAUGAUAUUCUUGAUUGGCAUUACGUUCUGGAAGGGAGUGAAGGAACACCUUUUGCAGGUGGGUAUUACUAUGGAAAGAUCAAGUUCCCUCCAGAGUAUCCCUACAAACCUCCUGGAAUCACCAUGAUCACCCCCAAUGGACGUUUUAUGACACAGAAGAAAAUAUGCUUGUCCAUGAGUGAUUUUCAUCCAGAAAGUUGGAACCCUAUGUGGUCUGUAUCAAGCAUACUCACAGGUCUUCUUUCUUUCAUGAUGGAUAAUAGUCCUACUACUGGCAGUGUGAACACUACUGCUACUGAGAAGCAACGCCUGGCAAAGACAUCCCUUGCUUUUAAUUGUAAAAACCCAACAUUCAGAAAAUUGUUUCCGGAGUAUGUAGAUAAGUACAACAAGCAGCAGCAGCUUGUGUCAGAGAAUUUAUCACCAGAAUCACCUCAAGAUUCUAAACCUGAGAUGAAAAAACUUGUUGACUCUUCAGGGGAAGAUGUUAAAAUAGCAGGUACCCUGAGGGAUACAAGAAGAAACGGAAAACAGUCAUUCCCAACGUGGAUGAUGCUGUUGCUAGUUUCCAUCUUUGGUAUUGUAAUGGCAUUGCCGCUGCUUCAACUUUGAUAGCUGGGGCACAACAUGAACAAAAUUUGUAGUGGUUAGUGAGUAUACAGUCUCUAGUUGAGGGAAUCGUUUUCAAUGCUCCUUAGGUUUGUCGUGUACUAGAAAGAAUGUUUGGGGGGUUUGAUUCCAAGGAGGGUCAGUUGGAUCCUAACUGAUGUUUCUCCUAUGUUGAUGUUGGUAAUUUACCAUUGACUUUGAAACAUUACAUGCAUAUGAUGUUGAUUGUAUUUUAGUUGGAGCCUGUUGGUCGAUUUGGUUUUAUACUUUUUCUGCCUAUCUCUAAUGCA
Messenger RNA from Durio zibethinus, 1347 nucleotides. RefSeq names its product ubiquitin-conjugating enzyme E2 34-like. The record is from RefSeq and is a predicted model, not a curated record. NCBI's taxonomy places the organism in Eukaryota, Viridiplantae, Streptophyta, Magnoliopsida, Malvales, Malvaceae.